UAUUACUCCCCUCUCCUCAGCGCCUCAGCUCCUCAGCUCCUCAGCUCCUCAGUUCCUCCGCUCCUCCUCCGCUCCUCCUCCGCUCCUCCUCCGCUCCUCCGCAUCAGUCUCGGACCUAGAAGACGGACCACCACACAGGACGAAUCUCCUGAACAGAGACACUAAUACUGGGGCUGGCACAGAGCACUGUACAGCUGAUCUUCCCAGCCUUUCAGCUGUGCUGCGGUUGGAGUCCUGACUAUGGCUGCCAUUCUUCUGAGGGCAAAGCCCAAGGUGUCAGUAUCUUUUGAGGAUGUGUCUGUGUACUUUACAAAGACAGAAUGGAAGCUUCUGGAUCUCAAACAGAGGAACCUCUACAAACAGGUGAUGCUGGAGAACUACAGCCAUUUGGUGUCAGUGGGAUUUGCUAUCUCCAAGCCUAACCUGGUAUCCCAGCUGGAACGAGGGGAGAAGCCCUGGAUUACAGAGGGCAGAAUGGGGACUGCAGCAGGAUCCUGUACUGGCAUUACAGGGAAUGGGAUAAAGAGCAAGACUUCGACUUCCAAGCCAAAACUUUUUGGAAGAGGUCUCCUUGGAGACACCUCAGGAUCCUCAUUGCAAAGGCGUCCUCACGACUUCAGGCCAAAUCCAAUGCUAAGGUAUCAGCACUCCAGAAUCGCUGAGAAGCGGUAUCUGUGUCAGCAGUGUGGAAAAUCCUUCAGCCGCAGCUUCAAUCUCAUCAAGCACCGGAUUGUCCACAGCCAUGAAAAACCUUAUGAGUGCAGCGAGUGCGGGAAGCUGUUCCGGCGUAACUGGGCACUGCUGGAGCAUCAGCGUAUCCACAGCGGCGACAAGCCCUAUGAAUGUGGAGAGUGUGGCAAGACCUUCACGCGCAGCUCCAACCUCGUCAAGCACCAGAUCAUCCACAGCAGCGAAAUGCCAUUCGUGUGCCACUUGUGCGGGAAGGUGUUCCGGCGCAACUUUGCCCUGCUUGAGCAUGCACGCAUUCACAGUGGUGAGCGGCCUUACGAGUGUGGGGAGUGUGGCAAGUCGUUCAGCCGAAGCUCCAACCUCAUCGAGCAUCAGCGCAUCCACAGCAGCCGGAAGCCCUAUGUCUGCCAGGAGUGUGGCAAGGCCCACAAGGCUAUCUCGCAGCUCAUCCACCACCGGCGCAGCCACCGCAACGACAAGCCCUUUGCCUGCCGUGAGUGCGGCAAGGCUUUCCGCGGCCACUCGGGGCUCAGCCAACACCAGCGGGUGCACAGUGGUGAGAAGCCCUACAAGUGCAGCGAAUGCGGCCGGGCCUUUGGUCGCCGGGCCAACCUCUUCAAGCACCAGGUGGUUCAUGGCGGGGUGCAGCUUGGCGGUCGAGGCAAGGAGCUCAGGCGUGGAUGCAUGCAUCUGGAGCAUCGGUGGGCGUCCCGAGGGCCGCAGCCCCAGGAGGCAGGGGAAGGCAGCUCGGCUGACCCCCAACCUGUCGACACCAAUGAGAAGCCCCAAGUGUGUGAGCGCUGCAGCCAGGUGUUUGAGAACAAGUUGCUGCUGUGUCGCCACUUGCGCAUCCACGAUGAUGAAGACGACAAGAAACAGAAGCCUUUUACAGGGAGCAUGUCAGCUUUGGAGGAGAAGUCACUGUUGAGCCAACAUCUAGAAGCCCAGCCCGAAGAGGGAAGCGACAGUGAAAACAGUGAGGUUUUCCUGUAUGAUGAAAAGGCCCAGGGUCCAUCUUCACCUUGAGGCCUAAAUACGGCAGCAACUCAGAAUGGCAGGGUGGCCCCUUCCCCCACUGUGAAACAGAAAAGCUAUUCAGAAUGACAGCGAGCACACACAUAGCCCCCACCCAGUAUAGUCUGCCCUACUCCUUUCCCUGACGGGUAGAAAAGGAAAGUUCCCUCCCUAGUCCUUAAUGAUAAAAUUGAUGCCUAGAGAUUGCACAGGAAGAUGGCUCCUCGAGGAGCCUAGACAGGGUACUUCUGUGUGUGCUUGGAUGUGUGAGUGCCUGUGUGAGUGGGGUCUCCACGUGAGCAGAUUUGUAUAAUACAGAGUUGGUCUUUCCUAUCUACAUGAGAAUUGCCUGAUGUGGUUAGGAGGGAAGCAACAGUGUCCACCAACUCUAAGUACAGUUACCUUGAAGUUUACAGAGAGAUGACCCAUGUCCUUUCCCUUGUUUAAUGUGAGGUGGUUUUCCUCCUCUUAAGAGGUUUUUUGUGUUUCCAGGUAGAAUAUACUGAACGCACUUUAUUACAUUAAAAGUUUAUAAAUUGAGGGGGUUCUAAAAUUAACCUGCAGUCCUGGAGCGCUAGCUGGACCCUAUGUGAAAACUUAGACUCUAUGUAUGUGAUCCCUGCUGCUGCUUGGAGGGUCUGUACCAAACUUGCAGAGAAGUUAAGGCCCAGAGAUCCUGUGGGUCUCCUUUUUUUGGGGGGGAAGGGAGCCCCUUUCCUCUGGUCCCCACAAAAGAAGGGUCUAGGUAAUACAUGACAGCAUUUACAACCCCAACAUCCUGCUAGCUUCAGUCUCCUCCCUUCCCACUCAGUGAAGGCCAUACUGGUCUCUUUGUGUUGCUCUUACCUGCUGCCCCAGUGCCUAAAGUUUGUCUGUUAAUCUCUUUCAGGCAACCCGUUGUGUAGUGAUGACAGGUUUUGAAUUUGCACUUAGAUGGCACCUGAAAGGAAUGUGGCCAGACAGUUCUUUCAGACAGAGGACAUUUCUUAGAAUAUUAAGGUUGCCAUUAUUUUAAUAUUCUUUUGUUUGAGGGUAACAGUUGAAAAUGGAGAUUGCUGUUGUUGUUGUUGUUGUUGUUAUUGUUGUUGUUGUUACCUUUAUAAAAAUUCCUCAGACAGAUGGUGUGGCUCAGAGGUGGAGUAUAUGCCCAACAGACCGAAGACCAUGUGUUCCAGCCUGCCCCCUGCCUCCUGCCCCCUGCCCCCAGAAAAGUUCAGACACGAGAAAGGGGCCUUCCCAGCCCGUGACUGAUUAGUGGGGUGGCAAACCUGGCCCUCCAAGUGAUGAUAUUACAUUCUUGUCUUCCCUUAAGUCUGGAUGACUUGCCAAAUGGCACUUUAUUGAGAACUAAGGAGGUGUUUUACAGGGAAACCUGUGGCAGUUCUUUUCCACCUGUGCUGUCUCCAGAAGCCUGGGAAAUCUGUCCCUUCGUAUACUCAGCUCAGCAUCCUGGUCAGCAAGCUACUUUCCAGCCCUUUCCUAUCCAAGGGCCAAGAAAGAUUUUGUCACAAAUGCUGCCUGAGGGCAGGUUAGUGAUAGAGAUAGAGAUUGCUGAGGUACCCUCCCUGCCAGGUGAGUGAGGUUCACAGAUAAUUACCUCCUGACAAGAGAGUAUGGGAAGACCUGGAAACCAUGGAUGCUUAUUAAGAUCCUGGUCACAGAAUAACUUCACACACACACACACACACACACACACACACACACACACAUGCACACACACACAUGGACAUACACUUUAUGUAUAUAAAAUAUUUUUUGUAAAGUUCUAGUUUGUAACUUUUAUCUCCAUGUCCUCUAGUAGAUCCCCAUUUUUAUGUAUUGUGAUUGCUUUUUUGUGAGCUUGCAGCCAUGUGUCCUGCUCAGCCUUGUGUCUGUACUCCAAGCCCAUUGCUGGGCACUAGUGAAAGAGCCUUGCUCUCCUGGUGGGCUGGACAAAAAAAAAAAAAAAAAAAAAAAGACAGCUACUUGGAAACUGCUCACUCAUGUGGAAAAGGGCUGUUCCCAAGAUUAAAGUAAACCAACAAGUAAUGGGUUCAAGGUCAAAAGCAAGAGUCAAGUCUGAGUAGAAAGCCUAGAGUGAUGCUAGGAUUAUUGAGCAGCGGUUGUUUCCCAUAUAGGAGGGCCUGCCCUAGUUCACAGGAUGCAGGCUUUUUACCGGGCCACAGUGUAGGGAAGGGCAGCAGUGUAGAACUACAUAGUGGUUGGCUUCAGUGGCUCCUGGAGGCAGUCAAAAGUAUCAGCCAUUUUGGUUUCCCAGUAGAAAGGAAAUACUAAGACCAGGAUCUUUUAAGUUCCUGGUGAUGUAAUUGUUCAGUCUCUGCUAGGGAUGGCACAGAUACAGGAAACUCGGCCUAAGCCUCUUGCAGAGCAGGUGCCUACAGUGAGAGGCCUUGUGCAGGCUCUGUCACGUGCUCUUGGGUGUUUAUUUCCAUGGCUCUAGGAAGUGAAUGCAUGAUACCUCUCCUCCAAGCCAGCCACCAGCUUCUAUACCCAAGGAUAAGUCCCAAGAGGAAGGAUCAUCUGUAGUCAUUUUCAGCAGAAAGUGGGGUCUACAGGUAGAGAUGUAGAGCACUCCAGAGUGGAGUGCCCUGAAAUGCUCCACAGUCCCCAGUGGCUGCCUACAUCUAUAGCAACACAUCUCUUUAUUAGUUUUCUACUUUAGUUCCUGUUCCUAGAUGUUUUCAGCAAGGCAGAUAGGAGUAGCGAGUUCUCUCAGGUAUGGUAAUCAGGUAUGUAAAAUGAACAGAACAAGUUCUCCAGGAAUAAAGUCAGAGUAACCAAAGGAACACUUAUGCUUUCCCUUAUUUUGUGCCUGAAAAUUAUGCUCCAUCCCUUGUGCUGGAUGGGGAAUGGGGCUGAUCAUUCAUUUGUGUGUAUUGAGAGGCAACUAGAUUGUAAAAGCUUAAACUAUCAAAACUGCUGUUUUCCUGUCCUACUUCCAUAUACUUUACUUUUGGACCAUUUGCCUUGUAAGACUUUGGGUGCUUUUUCAGGUGCUGUGUGAAUGUCCUGGCAAGUGUCUCCAGGAAACUGAUAGAUGGACUUCUCUGAAUUUAUCAUGAGGUAGAAUUUUUUCAACAUUUUUGUUGGUUAAAAAGAAAAGACAGUCACUUGGAAACGCCCCCCUCCCAAGUAGAGAGGGGCUGUUCCCAGGAUUAAAGUAAACAGACAGGUAGUGAAUUCAAGGUCACAAGCAAGAAUCAAUUCUGAGCUAGAAAGAGCUUAGAGUGAUGCUAGAAUUAUUAGGGAGGGGUUGUUUCUCAUGUGGGAGGGCCUGCCAUGGUCUACUCAGUACAGGCUUCUCACAGGGCCCCAUACUGCAACUCUGAGACCAGGCCUGCCUAACAGGUUCCUAAACAGAAAGCUUAUUACUCUCCUAAUAGGCACACUAUGCCUGUCUUUCUGUUUCUGUGUUUGUUUGUUGGUUUUUUUUUUUUGUUGUUGUUGUUGUUGUUUCUGCUACCAAGUUUCAGACAGCAUGGAAUCACCCACCCUCACAGCUUUCCAAACAGGAAGUAGAAUAUAGGGACUUUAGGUGUUUGUGUGUGGAGUUGCUGAAAAGUGCUUUGGUAGAGAGUGGAGAGGAUGUAGCGUAUUAGGGAAGCCCAGAUUGCACACAGGUUUCUUGAAGGCAGUUCUGCAUCAGUAACUCAGUCUAGAGUCUGAAGUACCUAGGAUGCCAUGUGUAGAAAUUCAGACCCUAGCUGGUUCCAGAUGAGAAACAAUUUUCCUAAACAUGAAGUGAAGAAAAAUUAGUAUAAAGGAGAACUGCUAUGGGGUGUGAGUUAACACCUCACCAGCCACUAUGGUCAAAGAGAUGGCCACCGUGAAGAGGUACUGUAAAAGAAGGAGUUGGGGGAUUCCACCCACUUUCCUAGGAGUCCCCAAUUGCCUUGCCAUUUUUAGCUGGCUUCAUAUUUUGUGAGUCCCAAUUCAUCUGUGAUUCCACAAAACAAUGGCUCUCUGAGACUCCUGGACACUUAUUUGUGAGGGGAGUUUCUUUGGAGGCUGUUGUUUUAAGCCUGUAUAACCCAAGCAGGCCUUUGACUCUUAAUUUUCCUGUCUCUACCUCCUACAUGCUGGAAUUACAGGUUUGAGCCACAAUGCCUGCCUUCUGCAGAUUCUUAUGGUCUUAUACUGAAAGUAAAGUCAAGUUCAAGGCCUUGCAUGUUUAUUGGGAGAACAGUACCUCCUUUGGUGUUCAGCGGAGCUAAGCCUGGUCCCUCUCCACCACCUGGGAAUGCUGAGAACAGAAAUGAAGGCCUGCUAUUCAUCUGGAGGCUCCUGAUGCAUUAAUGCCUUUUGGAAGACUGACGGGGGUAGAGUUUAUACAGCUUAAAGUGUGCAACUGUGGAUGAAUUGUGUCUAUACCCUUAAAACAAUCCCUGAUGUCAAGUCAGUGAGCACUCAGCAUCUUAGCCAAUAACUCCUUUCUGCUCCUCCCUAUCCCCUAUCCUUACAACUGCUGUUCUAUCACUAGUGAUUAACUUCUGUAUAAAUGGAUGUCCACAGUAUGUGUCUGGCCUCUCAGUGCCAGUUUUUAAAUGUUUUCAGGUGUUUGUGUGUAUAUCCACUUCAUAUUUAUCCCAUUGUAUACAUGGCCUCCAAUACUUGUUGAUGCCUGUAUAUUUACAUAAUAUAUUUACAUUAUAUUUACAUUCUUUCCAGUUUGAGACAAAUAAAGCUGCUCUGAGUAUUUG
Molecule: messenger RNA, 6404 nt
Organism: Psammomys obesus (fat sand rat)
Lineage: Eukaryota; Metazoa; Chordata; Mammalia; Rodentia; Muridae
Gene: Zfp92
Product: ZFP92 zinc finger protein
Exons: 6
Coding region: 241-1716 (491 amino acids)
Biological process (GO): regulation of cytokine production; negative regulation of transcription by RNA polymerase II; regulation of immune system process
Source: RefSeq, a predicted model, not a curated record